Balaenoptera ricei (Rice's whale) is the source of this 1159-nucleotide messenger RNA. RefSeq names its product reprimo, TP53 dependent G2 arrest mediator homolog (gene RPRM). NCBI's taxonomy places the organism in Eukaryota, Metazoa, Chordata, Mammalia, Artiodactyla, Balaenopteridae. Bases 214 to 543 code for a protein of 109 amino acids. Gene Ontology annotation, cellular component: cytoplasm. Gene Ontology annotation, biological process: regulation of mitotic cell cycle. The record is from RefSeq and is a predicted model, not a curated record. The transcript has a single exon.
AGGAGCAGACGGCGCAGACCAGCCCAGGUUGCGGCGCUCGUCGGAAAGGCUCCGGGGAAACUCCCAGGGCCCCGGGGACUUUGGAAAGGAGAGAGCGAGCUGUCCCCGCGCGCUCAAGUCUGCAAGUGAGCGCUCAGCUCACCUGUUUCUCCCGCGCCACCGCCUUCCCACCCCUCGGACCCGCGCCUCCCGAGGUGCCCGCCCGCUCCCGCGAUGAAUCCGGCGCUGGGCAACCAGACCGAUGUGGCCGGCCUGUUCCUAGCCAACAGCAGUGAGGCGCUGGAGCGCGCCGUGCGCUGCUGCACCCAGGCAUCCGUGGUGACCGACGACGGCUUCGCGGAGGGCGGCCCGGACGAGCGUAGCCUGUAUAUCAUGCGCGUGGUGCAGAUCGCCGUCAUGUGCGUGCUCUCGCUCACCGUGGUCUUCGGUAUCUUCUUCCUUGGCUGCAACCUCCUCAUCAAGUCCGAGGGCAUGAUCAACUUCCUAGUGAAGGACCGGAGACCGUCUAAGGAGGUGGAGGCGGUGGUCGUGGGGCCCUACUGACCGGCCCCCGGCCCCCGCGGCAGCCGCCCCACGCCUCCCCACUUCACCAGCCGGGCCGCGCCCCCUCACCAUCCGAGACUGGGCGAAGCAAACCUGUCGGAGUCAAUUAUUUCUCUCGACUUAUGCCUUUCGGGAUGAAGCGACCCCGUUGCUCGCUGGCUCUCUGAAAGUCCCCAGGCCUGGCUAUAGGAGAAGAGAGCCCUGACUCUGGACUCCAGCAGCAAGUGGCAAGAAGAAGGCGAUUGGGGCGCAGAACUUUGGAAGCUGCCGCUGGCGCGGGAUGCGGGGACACCGGCCGGUCCAAGGCCCCUUUCCACCCGCAGGUGGGCCAAGCUCUGGGGGCAGGUGGAGAGGGCGGGCAGGGAGAGACCAACGGCACCGCUUGCCUGGUGACCGGAAAAGUGACCCGCGUAUACUCCACUUAACCGAACUAACGGGGACACACAAAUCCGUGUCCGGCUUCGCGCCCAUUCCCUCCCGCUCCUCCCAGCCCUGGCAGGAGGGGCGAUAAAUACCUAUGAUUGAUUGUAACGUGCCGUUUUAAGGGAUUUUGUGUUUGUUUGCUUGAAUACAAAUAUUUGAUAAGUCUUUUUCCGCCCUAGUGGCCUGUUUGCCU